Messenger RNA from Thamnophis elegans (Western terrestrial garter snake), 1887 nucleotides. RefSeq names its product methyltransferase-like protein 7A. Gene Ontology annotation, molecular function: S-adenosylmethionine-dependent methyltransferase activity. The record is from RefSeq and is a predicted model, not a curated record. The coding region runs from base 57 to 785 and encodes 242 amino acids. The transcript has 2 exons. Lineage: Eukaryota; Metazoa; Chordata; Lepidosauria; Squamata; Natricidae.
AAUCAGUGAGGGAAUCAAGCAGGAAAGGUGUUUUUUUUCCCCUAGUCCGGGCGACGAUGCUGGUUCUCAUCUUUCAACAAUGCCUGAAAAUCCUCGCCUUGCCCAUCUAUGUGCUUGCCUAUUUUGGCUUAUGGGAUCCUAUUUGCAAAAAAACUUUCCCAUUUUUCAUAAAGAAGUUGACCAAAAGCUACAAUAAAAAACUGCACAAGGAAAAGGAGAAGCUGUUCCAGAACAUGCGGGACUUUGCCGAUGCCUCGGGAAAGCUCCACCUGCUAGAGAUUGGCGUGGGCACCGGCGCCAAUUUUCAGUUUUAUCCCCCCAACACUCGCGUGACUUGCGUGGACUACAACCCCAACUUUCAAAAAUUCCUCCUGGAGAGCAUGGCUGAGAACACGCACCUCCAGUUCGAUAAUUUUGUGGUCGCUUCCGCCGAGAACAUGACUUCGGUGUCGGACAACUCUGUGGACGUGGUGGUUUGCACGCUCGUGUUUUGCUCUGUGAAGAGCACCCAGGCUAUCUUGAAGGAGGUCCUGCGAGUACUCAGACCCGGUGGUGCAUUCUAUUUCAUGGAACAUGUAGCAGCUGGCAGAUCAACCCGGACCUACUUCUGGCAACAAGUCUGUGACCCUACUUGGAGAUACAUAGGAGAUGGAUGUUCCUUGUUAAAAGAGACCUGGAAAGAUUUGGAAAAUGCGGGGUUUUCUAAACUGAACUUAGAACACAUCAUAUGCCCAUUGUUCCUCAGUAUAGUUCGUCCCCAUAUUUAUGGAUAUGCUGUGAAGUAAUUUAAGGGAAAGCAUCUUUCUCUGAAAAUCAGAUUUUUGACUUUAAGGAAUUAAGAGUGACAAUGCAUACACUGCAAUAAGAAAAGGGUUCCUCUAUUCUAUACAAUUUGGAGUGGUGAAAGGCUCUUAAAAGUUCAAGCAAUACUAAUCCUAAAUCAGGGGUCUCAAAUUUAAAGUCCGGGGACCUGAUCAGGCCUGCAGACUCCUUAGAUCUGUCUCAUGGGGCCAACCUGGAAACAGAGAAGGACUGGCCUCUGGUACUUUUUCCAACAAAAAUGGAGUUUGGGAGAGCUGUGCACGGCCUCCUCGAGCUUUGUUUUUGCUGGCAAAGCACCCUCGCCGUGAGUGACGUUGAUCUGGCCAUGCCCCCCCCCCCCAGGUCAAACAUCCCUGAUUUGGUCAUCACCUCUGACCUAAAUGGGUACUUUGGAUUAGGUUUGGAGGGAGGACAUAGAAAUGGUAAAAAUAAUAUAAAAUAUUAAUAUAAAAUAAUUUUAUAUAAAAUAUAAAAGAAAAACAAUCCUACUAGCAAAAGACCAUGAGGGCGUGAAAAAAGCCCACCACCAUUUUGCUGUGGGAUCACUCAGUCCACCAUGUCAGUUGCUGUGGCCACACAUCACAGUCACAUGACCACAAUUCCGCUGUAUUGGCAACACAGCUGCAUUUAGUCCUUGUUCUUCGGUGUCCCAUUUUCUAGGAUUAAGCCUUUCUGGCAGAUAAAAAAAUAAGCCUUUGGAACUCUUAGCCAUGCUAAUUAUGUGAGUUAUUAUAAUACUAUUAGUCCUACCAUUAGAAAAAUGAACUAUUAUUUUCAUACAGGAGCACUAUCCAGGUAAUCCUUGAUUGAUGAGUGGUUAUUUAGCAACCGUUCAAAGUUACCAUGGAUCCACCUAAGGGCUACUUAUGACCUAGAUUAGAAGUUAGGACAGUCCCAUCCCAUCCAUGGGGAAAUGACCAAACUUUGGGAGUUCGGCUCAGAACUCAUAUCUGGCUGUGGGUAGUGUCCUGAGGUCAAGUGACUUCAUUUUAGAACAGUUUUAACAAAAGCAAGCAGUUUUCAGAUGAACUAUUGGUUUGUUUUAAUGACCAUGGCAAUUGCUUA